Candoia aspera is the source of this 1872-nucleotide messenger RNA. Its product is annotated as UAP56-interacting factor-like. Lineage: Eukaryota; Metazoa; Chordata; Lepidosauria; Squamata; Candoiidae. The record is from RefSeq and is a predicted model, not a curated record. Gene Ontology annotation, biological process: mRNA export from nucleus. Gene Ontology annotation, cellular component: nuclear speck. Bases 229 to 1101 code for a protein of 290 amino acids. The transcript is spliced from 9 exons. Gene Ontology annotation, molecular function: mRNA binding.
GAAGAGGCGUUCGCUUCCCUCGAGCGGCUUCGGAGGGGAGGCCGGGGAGGGACCCCUCCGUCCGCGGUUGCUUGGCUCGGCUGUGCGCUCUCCGGCCCGGGACCAGGAGGCUCCGGGCCGCGCUGCGCCCGCCCGGCUGCUGGCGACCCCCGGGGGCGGGGCGGGGCGGGGCUGGGAUACCCGACGGCUGUCCGGGCCUGCCCUCCUUCCGCGUCCGUCCCCAGAGCCAUGGAUGUGCCAAGCGCCGGGGAGCAGGAGCCGGGCGCCGGCGCCCCCCGCGAGAACAUCGAUCUGUCCCUGGAUGACAUCAUCAAGCGUAACCAGAAGGGGCAGAAGCAGCUGAAGAACAGGAACCGGUGGAGGCAGCCACUGAAGAACAGGAGCCCUGCCCCGGGCAACAGGAGGCCCCGAUUCCCAAGCUGGGUCCCGCCAGCCCUGCCAGGAUCUAGUAGAUUUCCCAGAGGAUUUAGGAAGCCACAAUGGACCCAGAAGCCUUUCUGGAGUGGGACGAGUGGCCCAGGGCCCAGAGCAGCUGGGCAGAUGCAGGGCAGGAGCCCCCUCAACCGGGCAGCCUUUGCCCAGCAGGAUGAGGCGGGGAAAGCUGCCCCGGGCAGGAACUGCGAUGCAGCCCCCGCUGGUCCCCCGCCAGAAGCGCCGGCAAGAGCUGAAGCCUUCAAAGCUGCAGGGCCGCCUCUGCCAUUUCGGAGGCCCUUCCAAUUAAACCGAAGACCGGCUUUCCUCCACAGCCAGUCCAGGUUCAGCUUCAACAAACGGCAAAUCAAGUCCAAAAUGGAGGGGAAACUUUUGAGGAUGAGAAGGUGGCAAUCGCAGCCCAGUUCUGGGGCCGUCCUGACCGUCUCUGUGUCUAACCCCCAGGCCAGGCACUCCAAGGGGCCGGGACCCAGGCGCCCCUUCCCGAGAAGGAGAAACAGCCAGACCCCACAGCCCCACCGCCAGCCAAGAGGAGUGCCUCUAAGAUUCAACUUCCGUGCUAUGGCUAACCAGACCAGCGUGACCCUGAACGAGCGAUUCUCUGGGCUGAGGCACAAAUGCCAUUUCGUGGCAGGACACGUCACAAGCCGGAUGGUCACUCUGCCGUAACCCUCUCCCUUGGGUGGAAUCAGGCCAAAGCAGGAAAGGGGUCAGCCCUCAAAGGCCACCAAUUGUCUGAGCCUGCCUUUCACCAACUGCAGCUUGGGAGGAGUUUUCUCAGUGGAGAUUGUGACCUCCAGAGGUCUUGCUUUCACCUGAGCAGUGUCUGAGUUUUAGACUGACUAAGCCAUUCUCAGGAGGCACCUGCCGAGAAAGAUCUGCAGCUCUUGGUCUUCCCUGGGAGAAGGCUUUGUCCUCAGCAUUUGGUAUCUACAUCUCUGCCUCUUCACUGCCUCAUGUGGCUGGGAAGGAAAGAGCAAGUCCAUUGUUACCAGCCAGGGCCACCGUUGUGAGUCAACUGAACCUGGAAUUAAUACUUCUCUUUGUUUAUUUCUUUGGCCUGAAAAGCACUUUUACAGACCUGGGGUGGGGCAGUGACAUCACCUCUGUCAUGCAAUCAUUGUGUGUCAUGUUCGCCGUUUCAAUGUCUUUGAUGCAUCGUAACGUUUCGCAUGUCAUUAAUUGGAUGCGUGUUUCAUCUUUCUCGGGAGGAUGGGAACGGUUAUCUUUUGGCUUUGCUUUGGAAUGUAUUUGUAUUAUCUACUGCGCUCAAGGUUACUUUCCCGGCAUGAUGUAAAUUGUGCAAUUUAUGUAAUUCACAUCCUUGGGGUGAUGAAGUCAUGAUGUCUGACAUCAUCACUGUGUCUACUGGAUGCAUAAUUUAUUUGGAGGAUUGUGUCAAGCUCUAGCAAAUGGAAUAAAGCUACUUUAGAACCUGAA